AUGCUUUACACCGAAGAACAAGAAGACACCGUCGGCGCCGCCGCCGCAAACAAGGCUGGAUCCGGGACCGCGGCCCAGGGCUCGUCCUCCGAGAGCGGAUACGAGAGCGAGAGCUGUUGUUGCGAGGCGGUGGCCACGGACAGGGACUUGUCGAGCAGCCAUGACGGCAUCAACGUCGACAAUGUCGGUGAGGUGGUGAGGAAGAUUGUCAAGUACACCAAGGCGCGCAGUUUCGACGGGUACCUCGUCUUCGAGGACGACCGGACCAGCUGGCAGUUUCUGGAACGCGUAGGGAAAGGAGUCAAGGAGGUGUGUGAGAAGAAGAAGAAGGAUCAGAAGCAGGAUAAGACCUUGAAAGUCCCUGUUCUCAAAAUCAAGUUCUGGAUGGGUACUGCUGCUGAUGCUGAUGCUGAUGCUGAUGCUGUUUCUGGGUUGGAUGGGCCCGGCGGCCUUGGACCUUGA
Exophiala spinifera is the source of this 462-nucleotide messenger RNA. RefSeq lists its product as uncharacterized. The record is from RefSeq and is a predicted model, not a curated record. Bases 1 to 462 code for a protein of 153 amino acids. The transcript is spliced from 2 exons. NCBI's taxonomy places the organism in Eukaryota, Fungi, Ascomycota, Eurotiomycetes, Chaetothyriales, Herpotrichiellaceae.